Suillus subaureus is the source of this 1458-nucleotide messenger RNA. RefSeq names its product major facilitator superfamily domain-containing protein. Gene Ontology annotation, molecular function: transmembrane transporter activity. The record is from RefSeq and is a predicted model, not a curated record. Gene Ontology annotation, cellular component: membrane. NCBI's taxonomy places the organism in Eukaryota, Fungi, Basidiomycota, Agaricomycetes, Boletales, Suillaceae. Gene Ontology annotation, biological process: transmembrane transport. Bases 1 to 1458 code for a protein of 485 amino acids. The transcript is spliced from 10 exons.
AUGGCAUCUCCGAGUGAGAGUAGGUCGCUGUUGCCGUCAGAGUUCGGCAACUCUACGCCUUCUGCCUACGGUGCUUCCUUGAACCCCAAUGACAACCCAGAGUUCACUUCUAGGAAUGUGUUGGAGAGAAAUGUUUUGCGAAAGCUAGACUUCAGAACAGCGUAUCUUGUUCUUAUCUACAUCUUGAAUCAGAUGGAUCGACAUAAUGCUGCCGCUGCAAGGCUUCGUGGUUUCGAGGAAGACCUCGGCAUGGAGGGUACACAAUUCAAUACGUUGAUCAGCAGUUUAUACAUCGGUUAUUUGUUCACGCAAGCACCUUCAAAUAUGAUUCUCACUCGCAUAACAAAACCAUCGCUAUAUCUAUCGAGCUGUAUGUCGCUAUGGGGUCUCCUGACCACUCUCAUUGGUGUCUACUACCAAGCACUUUCCUUACGCUUUCUGGUGGGAUUUUUAGAGGCUACAUUUUAUCCUGGUGCUUUAUAUCUGCUUUCGAGAUGGUAUAAGCGAGAAGAGCUUGGGUACAGGACCGCGUUCUUCAUGGUAGCAGUCGGUUUUAGCAAUGCUUUUGGUUCUCUGUUUGCCUUUGGAAUUCUGGCGACCAUGGAGGGGUUUCUCGGCUAUGCAGCCUGGAGGUGGUUGUUUUUCGUAGAGGGCUAUUUGACAGUUUUUGUCGGCAUUUGCGGGAUGUUCAUACUUCCUGAUUUUCCUUCGAGCCCUGCACGUUGGCUCACGUCCGCGGAGCUUUCUCUUGCUCGAAAGCGGAUGGAAGAGGAUUUGAGAGGCUACGGUCCCGCUGAACCUAAUUCAUCCGGCGGCUUUUCCGAUCUCCUGUCGAUUAUCACAGAUUGGAGCGCGUGGUUGAUUGCCACAGCAAGCGCUUGCUGUUGUGCAUCACUGUCAUUUAACCAGUUCUUCCCAACAUUGGUGGCCACAAUGGGGUACUCGCCUACCAUCAGUCUUCUGCUAUGUGCGCCACCAUGUUUUGUGAGCAUAAUCACCGCAAUUAUUGUUGCACGUCAUUCUGAUGCGACGCGUGAACGCUUCGGGCACAUGGUCUUUGCAUUGUUGAUGUUAAUUACAGGAUAUAUUGUGGCUAUGUCUACGAUGAAUAUCACCAUUCGCUACCUCUCAUUGUUUUUCAUGGCUCAGUCGCAGGUCUCGGGUGCUGUCUUGUUAACGUGGAUCAGUAACACAUUCGCUCAUUCCAGCUCCAAGCGAGCAGUUGCGAUCGGGUCCAUCAACUCCAUUGCAAUGUUGGGAAGCGUCCUAUCGUCGUACAUCUGGGUAUCGAGCCGGGGUCCGACAUAUAACAACUCAUGCCGCAUCUGCGUCGCGCUGGCCAGCAUAGCUAUAAUACUAUGUUGGGUCUUUAAGCGGCAUCUUGAGCGAUUGAAUGAAGCUACCGAAGCGGAAGAGCGUGAACUGCGCCUUCCCAAAGGUUAUAGGUAUAUAUUGUAA